Ictalurus furcatus (blue catfish) is the source of this 3141-nucleotide messenger RNA. RefSeq lists its product as uncharacterized. Lineage: Eukaryota; Metazoa; Chordata; Actinopteri; Siluriformes; Ictaluridae. The transcript has 16 exons. The record is from RefSeq and is a predicted model, not a curated record. The coding region runs from base 422 to 1183 and encodes 253 amino acids.
UCAGCUCUCAGUCACUGGUUCUGAACUGAUCAGGUGGACAGGACGAAGUUCUCCGGGAACACUUCAUAUUACUUGUUACUAUGCUUUGGAUAACUCUGUUCGUAAUCCUUCUCCUCACUCUCUCCCAGCUCCAGUCACAGUGCUGAAUCAGAAACCGAGACUAAGCGUCAGUCAUGAUGGUCAGCUUGAUGAAUUCAGAUUUUUAUGUGAAAUAUCAGGGUCAGAGUCAGUAACUGCUGAUUUUAGCUGUAAUCUCUACACUGGAGAAAAUCCUCAGCCUUAUGUAAAGACAGGAUCUCAGAAGGCAGUUUGUAGAUUUACAGCAGAGAAAAAUGAUCUGUUUAAUCGUCUGCAGUCAGUAAAGAGUCGUGAAGUGAGCUGUGAUUAUUCACUGAUCUCUGACCCGACUGCUCGCUCUCUAAUGAGUGAUAAACACAACAUGAUACAUUUUUUUACUUCCAUGACAACAUCAACAACAACAACAAUGACUCAGGCAUCCACUCCUGAAGAGAAACCCAGUGCAGAUUUGAGUCUGGUAACGACGCCACCAUCCACAGCUACGGAGGAAUCUACAGCAGCUUCUCCAGUUUUUUCAACUCCUCCGAUCACCACAAGACACACAGCGACUCAUUUGUCUUCUCCACCAACACGGUCAUCCACAACUGAAGAGAAAACUGAUUCCGCGUUGUCUACUGUAUCAACAUCGCAAACCACACCUAAAGAUAAAUCUACAGCUUCGACUGUGAACACCACAAGUGGCCCAAAAAGUAGUGAAAGGUUCAACAUGACCCAUCAGACUGAUGUUCUUAAAAGACCAGUGUUUGUCCUUCUGCUGUCAGUCACCAGCGUGUGUGUUUUCCUGGCUGGACUGAUGAGCGUCUGUCUCUGCAGGUUCAUCAGGAAGCAGACGGCUGAGAGACGUAAGAUGGACAUGGCCUGUGGUGAUCAGGGAGUCAUGAUGUCCAUGCUCAAUAUGAACACAUCCGGCUCAGAAACUGCUGGAACUUAUUCUGUGAUCACCUCAGUACCCUUACCGUCCCUGCCUUUAGACACUAGCGGAGACGUAAAAGAAGAUGCUAAGAAAACAGGGGACGAUGUGUAUCACAUGUAUUGUACCAUCGCUGACACUCAAGUGGUCACCCAAGACAAAGACACGGUGUACAGCCUGAUACAGAAGCACUGAUGGAUGCUAACCUUACAGAGUGUAAAUUUUGUAUUAUUUGUAUGGUUUUUAUGCAGUACAUGCCUUAAUUUAAUACGCUGCUUUGGCAUCUUUAAAUAAAUUGAUUUCAAGCUGCUGUUUGAUCAUGAAGGCAGUGUCACAACUGGGUCAAGACUUAACCAUUCAGAUAAAACGUGUAUUUUUAAAAGCGAACACAGAGAUCUUAAAGGAGACGAUGGUUUUGCAAGAGAACGGCUGUUGCAGGAAGUUGAGAAAGCCACGAGCAAGCACACAGGCACGCAGGCCUACUCGCUCUCAGAGACGUAACAGCUAAUGCGGUCGUGCUAUAAUUAGGAGCAGCAGAGAACACAAAGACAAGACGAUCACAGAGGAUUCAGGUGAUUUGGCCCUUUUUGACACUUUAACCCUUGUACUUCAUUUCAUACUUCCAUUCCUCUUUGUUUUUUAGUUUUCUACGUAAUAUUAGCGUAAGCAUUUUUUUUCUUGUACACUUAAUAAGUCUGUGACCACCAACACAAAAAAAAUAUAGCGCAGCUUUUCGGCUCUGGAGGGAACGCAGGAACAACAUAAAUAGGGGUUAGAUAACGAGAUUCAGGUGUUCCACAUCAGCUCGUUCCCAAAUCCCUCCUCCCAGUGCAAAACCUGCAGCUUAGAGUCCUCCUACAGGUGACGUAAUGAACUGUAUCAAACUGAAGAUUGAUAUUUAUAGCUAUGUGUACUUUUUUACCGUUUGCAGUUGGAUGAAAAUGUUUAGAGCAAUGCUUUAAACAUGCUCAAAGCUUUUUCACAUGCAACAGUCUCGUGACUUGGAAUGGUGAGGGGAAAAACCCAAAAACAUCCAGUGAGCGGCGGUUCUGCGGCUUCUUCAACUGCGCAAUCCAUACUGAGCAGGUCAUUUGUCUGGACCAUGUAUAUGUCAUUUAUGUCGCUCGAUUAGGAGGACAAUUAUUGGAGGAAGUCUGAACAAUAUACCGGCCCCUUCUCUACCCCAUCUAUUAAUGUGAACUGACCAGAACUAAGCAGACCUGGGUUCGGCUUGAACGUGUUCGUCACCUUGUAAGAGCUGUUAGAGUAGCUUUAGAAAGCUUUUUCUUUUUCCAUGUUUCAAUAUCCAUCAUUUUGUUUGACGGACAUAACAGUGACACCGAGGUGUUUAAAAGGAAUUUUAACAACACUACCGUAUCGAAUGGUCUAUAGUUAAUAAUUGUGAAGCUCAAACAGUGACCUAUAUGAUAAAAGGCCCAAUAGUUUAGAUCGAUUACGAUUCCAAGCACAUAAUGAUUUAAGUUGACUGUUUUUUCAGCUGGUCCUGAGUCAUGCUCAUGGAACAUUCCUGUGUUUAGAGUAUUAUGAACCGGAGCGCAUGAAACCUCAUCGAAGUCUAUAUUUAGAGUUGUUAUUUAAAAAUACGGAAAUGUAUUUACAUGAAAUGUUUCAUGCUUCUGCUUUCGUUUGGCCCGUUCUCACUGGCAUAUACACCCUGACCUGUAUGUACAUAUCCCUGUCAGUGGUCACAUUCCCGUGAGAAACUGGCUAACAGGAUUCUGUGACACAUCAUUUCAGUGACAUCAACGUGACACGUCUCCUAUACAGCUCACUUUCAUUUCUCCUUAAUAUUUCUGUUCCGAAAACUUCUAAACCCUGGGAUUAUAGACGUCUAAUGGCAUAAAAUGACUGUAGCUCUCAAAAAUGUGAAGGUUUAAAGAGAUACACUGGAGAUGGAUCCAGGUACAACAAUGAAAAAUGUGCGCUAGUGCAAGCGUAAGCAAGAACGAUGACUUUACAGUAGCAAAGGGACAUUUUCUGUAUGAAUUGUGACAACAGAGGCCUAACAUCCUGUUUUAUUUAUUUAUAUUAUAUAUCUAUAUCUAUAAUUAUCCAUAUGUAUAUUAAUAAAUGUAUUUAUAUAUUAAUUUGGUCGUUCAUUCAUUCAUUUUUCAUUGAUUUAACAUUUUUAA